This is a messenger RNA of Fusarium coffeatum, 2112 nucleotides long. RefSeq lists its product as uncharacterized. NCBI's taxonomy places the organism in Eukaryota, Fungi, Ascomycota, Sordariomycetes, Hypocreales, Nectriaceae. The record is from RefSeq and is a predicted model, not a curated record. Bases 1 to 2112 code for a protein of 703 amino acids. The transcript is spliced from 4 exons.
AUGACUCAACAAGGCAUCACAAACUUACAAUCUCCCACAACAUCCACUCCAGAAAGUCCGAAUGGAGAUAACGAAGCUCAUGAUGAGAUUGGAGCCUUGGUAGCAACAACAGAAGAGACCUCUGCGGUUAUGGAGAACAAUGCAAUCGGUAGUGGUGUCGGUAUCGGCUGGGUUACCGACGAGCAUCAGUCCAUUGCGAUGGCAUCAAGUGAGGGUCUAAUGACUACCGCCUCCCUGCCCGGAUCUAUCUUUCAGAUUAACGACGUGGGCGGCCUCGCCAUCGACAGAACUACUGUCGAACCAGCUUUGGGAACGUCCAACAUCAACUGGCUAAGUGAUAGCCAAUAUCUUUCGAUGUGGGAGAGCCAGUUAUCAAUCAUACCCGAUGGCCUUGGAUCUAUGCCAUUCACGUUCCCUUCCGGAAUCACCAGGUCUAAUUCCUAUGCACCUGUGCCUUCAACCGAUUGCGGUGACAUAAUUACCACCACAAGCCCUCUUCACAGCCGGGCGGGCAGCAUUCGCAGCUCCAAUGCCUCAAAAUCAACCGAUGGUGCGCUGUAUGUUGAAGGAACUAUGGCAAGAGCACCAUUUCGUGGGAAAGUGCUGGGCCGGCACAUGGAACAAUGUCGUGGCUCUACCAUGACAGAAGCCGCAUCUAUCAAUGGUGCCCAGGAUUUAAUUGAUGAAGAUGGUCAAAUGAUCUCGGCUUCCGUUCACGUGUCAGAAGAUCUUUACUCUACAUUGGUUUUGUCUGCUGGCGAGCAUAUCGAGAAUCAUGGCCUAAACUCAACAGCUACCUUGAUUCCCCCAUUAGGGCACAUCAGAUGCUUUGUGCGACUAUAUUACAAGAACUUCCAUGACACAUAUCCCUUUCUGAGAAAGAGUGCCUCGAUAUGGCAAGACACGGGAAACUGGCUCCUGCUUCUAGCCGUAUCAACUAUUGGGGCGAAGUACUUGGGCGAGAUCCUUGACUCUAUCAUCGCGUACGAGUUUGACUGUCAAUAUCUUUUGCAGCUCCAUGAGGUCCAGACGGUACUCCCAUGUCAAGAUGAGAUAUGGGACCAGCCGACCUUGGAGGGAAUGCUUGAUUAUAGCAGUCGCCAAGCAACAGUACUUGAGGCGCUUCACCUCCUCUACAUGAAAAAGCAACAACCAAGCAACUUGACCGAAUUCGGGAAUGUUGUGAUGAUUUAUGCCGUCUGCCAGAGGACCAAGGAAGCUGCCUACCAAUACCAGACUCCUUUAUCGAGAUGGACUCCAGUUGCCAAUGUCGAACCCUGUCCAGAAUCGGUUACUGUGGCCGAAUCCUGGCCUCCUAACGUUGACAUAAUAACACGAUGGAGAAACAGUGCCUGUGAUUGCCUUGAUAUCUUACACUGGAAAGCAAAUGGGAAGGCUGCUAACGCUGGCGGUUCAGAGCACCCGACUAUCCUUCUUCUUCACCUUUCCCGGUUAUAUCUCUUAGCGCCUUGCAAGCAUCUGCAGACUGUUGCUACAUCGGCGGCAUUGUUUAGGGAUAGCAAUGAAACACGGGACACGGCGGAGUACUUGGAAGCAUGCAAGCACCUUCAUCUUUGGGCGAAUGUUGACCAGUAUAAGGCUAGGCUAUCUAUUGUCCAUGCUGGAGCCUUGAUAUGGCAUGUUCGGCGAUACAGUAGGAACGGCUUCAUGGAGCCUCAUGCCAUUUACCUCGCCACGCUGUUGAUCUGGGCUUACAGCGUUUUCGCUACACAACCGACAGAUUCGGGAUUUCUACAGAACCACGACGGACCAAAUUCAAGACAAAAUCCCACGAACCAAGUCCCACGUAGCUCUGAUGACGCAGGGGCCCCAACAGAGUACGACGAUGAAGAAGAGCCAGAACCGAAAUUCAUUCAUUUAGAUCGUCCUUGCGACGACGAAAUUGUUCAGACGUUUAUCCGCGUUGGACAUAAGAUGCAGGGUUACAUGCAGCGAGUUGGCAAUAUUUGCAGCUCUGGUGCCCCGUCAAGGAUUCUGAAGGAAGGUGUGAGGCUUUUAUCAUACACGCAGACCAAACAGAAUGCGUGGGGGAUAGAGAUAUCUUUUUCUCAAAGCUUGACGAACCUUUCAGAUGCUACCAGCUCAAAAUAA